Messenger RNA from Dicrocoelium dendriticum, 405 nucleotides. Lineage: Eukaryota; Metazoa; Platyhelminthes; Trematoda; Plagiorchiida; Dicrocoeliidae. The record is from the annotation of a GenBank genome assembly.
AUGGCGCCAAAACGAGGAGAUUUGUAUGAGGAAGAGGCCUCACGGUUAUAUGUGCACGUAACCCAGUUUCUUCCAGAUUGCGCAAACAAACUGGACGUCUAUCAUCGACUCUCUGCUCAAUUUCCUGGGCGGUGUGUUGAAGGCAUCAAGAAACAGUUGAUGAAGAUGCGCUGGCCAAGGCGGAGGACUUGUUCGGAGUGUUUGCUUUGGGACUCACCGGUGGUGGUCCGUGUUCCUCCGAUAGUGCUUCCCGAGGUUGAUGCGGAGUUGACGGAAAGUGACUUCGUAUCCGCUGGGACGACCACUAAACGGGAUCCAGAUCAGAUUGAAGCGGCCCUUGAGCUAAACUUUUGCAAUUCUCCUACGAGGAACAGGACAGUUCAUUCUUGGAGGGUUUUGGCGUGA